Messenger RNA from Diabrotica balteata, 1529 nucleotides. The record is from the annotation of a GenBank genome assembly. Lineage: Eukaryota; Metazoa; Arthropoda; Insecta; Coleoptera; Chrysomelidae.
AUGCCAAUCAUUACAAACAACUCCUUAAUUAACUUUCUUGUAGUAAUAGCAACGGUAAUAUUCACUGCUAUUAUUUACAUAAAAUAUAAAUAUACAUAUUGGAAAAGAAAAGGUAUAGUACAACUAAAACCCACAUUUCCUUAUGGAAACCAUGGAAGUGCGCUUCCCAGAGGAAUCGCAUUAGGUAGGUUAGUAAAGGAUUUCUACGAUGAGUUCACAAGACAAGGACUAAAAGUAGGAGGCAUUUAUAUGGGUCUUAGUCCUCAGUUGGUAGUGAUGGAUCCAGAAUAUGCUAAGGAUAUUUUGACGACAGAUUUUCAAUACUUUACAGACAGGGGCAUAUAUCAUAAUAAGAACAGCCCUCUUACCGUGCAAAUUUUAACUCAAGAAGGAGCAGAAUGGAAAGAAUCAAGAACCAAAUUUACGAACAUUUUUACAUCAGCAAAAAUGAAAUAUUUCUUUGAAACUCUAAAAAAAUCCAGUGAAGAACUACGGACUAACUUAAAACAAUUUGUUGAUAAUGAUAAAGACAUGGAUAUAUUUGAAAUGAUAGCAUGUUACACCACGGAUAUUAUAGCUGAUGUUGUAUACGGUAUUGAAGCUGGUAGUUUUAAGCCAGAAGGUUCAAUUUUCCGAAGAAUGGGCACUGAUUUAUUUGGAAAACUUACAUUAUUGGAACAGUUUAGUUUGUUUCUUACGAUCUGCUAUCCAAAAAUAGCAAAAAUAUUAAACAUAAGUCAAAUUCAAAACGAAAUUGGAAAAUUUUUUAUUAAAUUAUUUAAGGACGCCAUGGAGCAUAGAGAAGCAAACGGCAUUAAAAGGGCUGAUUUUCUGGAAUUGUUAAUAGAAAUGAAAAAGGCUGGAGUAAAGAUGACGGACGAAGAGAUGGGUGCUCAGGCAUUCCUGUUCUUCGGAGCUGGAUUUGAAACAUCAUCGAUGUCUUCAGCUUUAACACUUUUGGAGCUUGCUCUACACCAAGAUAUUCAAGACAAAGUUAGAGAAGAAAUUCAUGCUGUUUUAAAAAGGCACAAUGGUCAAAUAUCUUAUGAAAUGUUAAAAGAAGUGCCUCUUUUGGACAAAGCUUUUAACGAAACCGUAAGAAAAUAUCCACCUCUAAGUGCACUAAACAGGGUUUGUGUCAAAGACUACAAAUUUAGAAACAGCGACAUUGUGAUCGAAAAGGGUACUCCGGUUAUUCUUCCUGUUAUAGGAUAUCAAACAAAUCCAGAUUAUUAUCCUGAUCCUCAAAAAUGGGAUAUAAACAGAUUCGAAGAUAAAAAUCAAAAACAUAUAGGGUAUUAUCCUUUUGGAGAUGGACCACGAAACUGUAUAGGAUCAAGAUUCGGCAUUAUGCAAGUAAGAUUGGGAUUAAUAUCUGUGUUACGUGACUAUAAAGUAACGGUUAGUCCCAAUACAGAAGUACCCAUCAAAUUCCACAAACAAACCUUCGUUAACAGUACCAUAGACCGCAUUAUGUUAAGAUUAGAGAGUGUUAAAAAGAAUUAGAUAUUCUAAGAACAUUUUUUAAU